Molecule: messenger RNA, 456 nt
Organism: Parnassius mnemosyne (clouded apollo)
Lineage: Eukaryota; Metazoa; Arthropoda; Insecta; Lepidoptera; Papilionidae
Source: the annotation of a GenBank genome assembly
AUGUUGGCAAUACGAAUCGCAAAGGCGCAUAAAACUACUUCCUGUGUAGCAAGUACGCUUUUGGGUAAGAUUCUCCCUUUAGAUUUAAGGGUAAGGGAAACGGCUGAAUUGCACAAAAUCAAAAGAGGAAUGCCCCUGGAUAUUCACCUAGAUAGGCCAAUCGAAAGCAAAGUCAGUAUGUUUAAUUUACCUUCACCUCCAAAAAGAAAGCCUCUGUCAUUUAAGGACGUUUAUAAAGAAGAGGACCUAAAAGAACUUGGAAGGGAUAUACCACAAUUGUUUACGGAUGGUAGUAAGAUAGAAGGUAAGGUGGGUGCUGCGGUUGUGUGUUAUGAGAACGGUAGGGAAAAAUUUAAUUCAAAGUUUAAGCUGGACAACCACUGCUCUGUGUUCCACGCUGAAUUGGCAGCAAUACUUCGAGCUGUUGAUCUUACAAUACGUAAAAAAACAGUUUAA